AUGAAAUUUUUCUUUUCAUGCGGUUAUGGAUGGAUCAUUGUGAUUGCAUCAUUUGCUGCAAAUCUGUUAGUUGAUGGAAUCAUAUUUACAACUGGGCAAACACUUCUUGGAAUAUGGGAAAAUGAUUUUCAAACGACGGCUAUGGCAGCUUCUUGGGCGCAGUCGCUUCUUGGCGGCUGCUAUUUGCUUGCUGGGCCAUUGGCAAGUGCGUUGGCAAAUCACUUUGGCUGUCGAUUAGUUUGCAUAAUCGGCGCUGUACUGGCAUUUACUGGAUUUACAUUAUCAGCACUCGUACCCGCACUGCCUAUAUUAUAUUUCACUUUUGGAGUACUUGGAGGUGUUGGCUUUGGUCUCGUUUAUCUGCCUGCAAUCGUUAUUGUUAAUCAGUAUUUCGAAAAGCGACGGGCACUUGCACUUGGUAUCGCUGUUUGUGGUUCAGGUAUCGGCACCACUAUAUUCUCACAGGUUUUUCCAUUUUUAUUGCGUUUGAAUGGUCAAAAUUGGCGAACGUUUCUCGUUAAUGUGGCGUUUAUAAAUUUGCUAUGCAUACCAUGCGGUUUAUGUUUUAGAAAUUUACAACCAAAUGAAAUGCAAAUUGAGGAGGUUACAAAAAUAGCAAUGGCUUAUCAUGAGUCACAUCCAGAUGCAAACAAAAAAUGCAAUUUGACGUCAUCAAGUGAACGCUUAAAAAGUCCUCAUAUUGCUGGUGGUAUUCCUAUAGAGAGAUUUGCCUCAAGCGAGCAAGUUGGAAAUAAAUAUUCAUCUCAAAAUCGACCUUUUUUGUCGUCGAUUGAGCUAAACGCUGCAAAAAGAAGUGAUAGAAAUGUGUGGUCUCAAGAACGAUUAGUGAAAACUGUUAGCAAAGAAAGUUUAAUGGAAGUUAAUAAACCUCUUUCUCGAAUGGACAUAUUUUAUUCUGGAUCAGUAACCAAUCUUUCUCGUAGAUUUACGAAUUCACAUGUAAAAAAUCAGGACAAUGGUGGGAAUCGAUCACCGUAUCUCAGUAACUUAGCUCUUAGCACGGAAUGUGUAAGUGGUGGUGGUGUAAAAUGGACGCGAGGAGUUCAAAUGGCACUUAAAUCACUGCUUGAUUUUUCAUUGUUGAAGAGUAUCACAUUUAUUGUGUUGAAUAUCGGAGGGUUUUUGACAACAUGCUGCUUAUUUGUACCGUUCUUAUAUCUUGGUGAAAAGUCGAGUUCAAUUGGCACGUCACUGGACGAACAAUCAUACUUACUUUUAUCGCUUGGAUUAAUUAAUAUUUUUGCUCGAAUACUCUGCGGAAUAAUAUCUGAUCUACCGUCAGUCGAUCCACUGAUGGUUUCAAAUCUAGCCGUUAUUGCUGGCGGGAUCGCAACAAUGCUUGUACCUUUAUUCACUCACUAUUGGAUGUAUUUGGCUUAUACAGUACCGUUUGCCCUCGCGAUUGCAUGUUUUUCUGCUUUACGAUCAGUAAUCUGUGUGGAACUUCUCGGUCUUGAACGUCUUUCCAGUGCAUUCGGAAUAGUAUUGUUAUUUAUGGGUUUUGCAGCGUUAACGGGUCCACCUCUAGCAGCUGCAAUCAAAGAUUUCACUGGCGAUUUUGAUGCUUCAUUUUAUACAAUGGGAUCACUAAUGGCAAUAAGUGGAAUUAUAUGCCUACCGUUACGCCGCCUAAACGCUUAUGAAGUGAAACGAUCCAAUAAAAAUUCAAAUUUCCAUAAUGAAUCCGAAUUACAAAUGUUGAAUGUAAAUUCUGUUAAUGCCUCAUGA
Messenger RNA from Dracunculus medinensis (Guinea worm), 1749 nucleotides. The record is from the annotation of a GenBank genome assembly. Lineage: Eukaryota; Metazoa; Nematoda; Chromadorea; Rhabditida; Dracunculidae.